This is a messenger RNA of Branchiostoma floridae (Florida lancelet), 4847 nucleotides long. RefSeq lists its product as uncharacterized. The record is from RefSeq and is a predicted model, not a curated record. NCBI's taxonomy places the organism in Eukaryota, Metazoa, Chordata, Leptocardii, Amphioxiformes, Branchiostomatidae. The transcript has 3 exons. Bases 364 to 3837 code for a protein of 1157 amino acids.
GAAGUGUGUGUUCCUUCAAGAAGCUGAAAAGAGUGAUCCACCUCCUUGGUUCCUUCUGUUGCAUUUUUUGAUCAACAGAAGGUCACCGAAUUUCAAAAUUGACGGAGAAGUCAGUUUAUUUUUCGCCAGAGAAUCUAACGGUAGUAUCCUGUUAUAUUGAACUGGGCUCUGUGACCUGCAUACAUCGACAGAGUCGUGCAGUGAAGGAGAGGACCAAACAGGCUGUAUUUGGUCCAAAACGGCGACCUCGUCGCUCACACACUUGUUGGUGGCCUGUUCUCCUCCUGUGUAACACUGGCUGUACAGCCAUGGGACAAGUAGUUCAGGAUGUGACGCGUUAGCCUAUCCGAUCAGCCAUCCAUCAUGAAGGCUGUAGUGUUGUCCAUGGUGCUGUGGUUGUCGUGGGACGUUGUCCACGUGACCGGAAGUGAGUGGUACGUAAGCAGAAUAAGAGGAAGUGACAUAGAGGACUGUUUGCAUCCACAUCUUCCCUGUCGAACCAUCCGCCGUGCCGUGAAGAUAGCAAGAAGUGGUGACGUCAUCAAUGUUGAGCCUAGCAGCACGAGUAAUGACGUCUACAUUGAGUGUGUAUCCAGCCCAAUUAGCAUUAGUAUGAACCUGACAUUGAGAUCAUUGGAAUGGAAAAAUACAAUUUUCAAAGACUAUAACACCAGCAGUAGAGUAGGUAAACGUGCUAUAGUCGAUUGUCGAGGAGGAAGACUUGCUUUUGACAUCAAUAACUGUUCAGAGAGCAACGGGUCAUGUAAAGUCAAGUUUAUAGGGUUUGUGUUCCAAAAUGUGACGACAGCUGUGAAUAUCGCAGACAUGAACCUUGACAUCGUCUCUUCUACGUUCCAAUGUGUCCGCAACGAAAGCGAGAAAAUGUUUCCUCAUUGGAAAUACUGCAUACACAUAUAUGGGAGUAACAGUAGCUCCGUAUUCGUUACCAUCCGAGAUUCGGAGUUCCAAAACCUCGCCAUCGGUGCUCUCAAGGCGUCUGACACAAAAUAUUUGGAACUUUCGAACGUCAAAUUUUCGUCGUCUUCUCCGACGAAACCUCCAAACUUUGAGAGACCGACGUUCUCAUUGGUUGAUCUUUUGUUCUUCUACACACGAUCUGCUGACGUGGUCAUUCGUGACUGUGACUUUUGGAACAACACCAACUACGUAGCCGACAUCUACGCACGCGCGACGUCUUCUGAACAAUACAUUUCCUUCGCAAUCACUAACUCUAGGUUCAACUUUUCUGUAAAUCAGACCUCUAAACUGUGCUAUCCAAUGGCCCUUUAUCUGUGGCAACCCAAGCAGAGUGUGGACUAUAAAGGGGGUGUUGAAGUUUCGGUGCAAAAUUGCUCAUUCUUGAAUCACCCUGCUACAGUUUUCCAUCUACAGCAAAACAACGACUACGGCCCGAGGUUUGAUGUGGAAAUUCAUGUCGAAGACAGCCUCUUCACCUUCAUUCAAAGCGAAGCACAGCAGGAUAAAUGCAAACUGGAAAGGCAACAAAGUCACAUCCAGGUCGAGAAGUCUAAAAUCAUGUUUUCAAAUUGUAAAUUUGUGAAAAAGACGGACCUAAACCGCGUGCUGCACCUUACGUGGGCUGACACCGUCGUUCAAGGGUGCACGUUUGACAGCAAGGAGGCUAGAGGAGGGAACCUGAUCUAUUCAACUGGCGGAAACCUUCGUCUAGAAAACACCUCAAUUAUGUCUGCCAAUAGCAGUCAAAACAACAUCGGAGACGUUCUGUACACUAUCGGCCCCGGUAGUCUAGAAAUGGUUAACACCGUUAUAACUGUUGCCCACAACAUUCCGGGGAAUCUGAUCUUCGCUGCAGUGGAGAUGGGGCGGCUGGUUUGGAAUGGCUCGUCGCUGGUCUGUCCUCAGGGUUACGGGACGGAGAGUCUUACUUCCCGCGGGAGUACCAGCUUUUCGGCGGCCACCCUGUUUCUCUCCUGCAUCCCGUGUCCUUCCGGUCAUUACAGCGUCGAUUCAGGACUCUACGCGGGGGGUAUGAUGAACAGCAGUGACGUCACGCUGUCGUGCCAGGAGUGUCCGUAUGGAGCGCAGUGUGACGGCCGGACCAUCUCCUCGCUACCCAACUUUUGGGGAACGGUGGUGAGAAACUCGACUCUGGGGCGCAUAGAGAUGGUGCUGUGUCCUCCUGGGUACUGCUGCGCAGCGACGCCUUGCGAGAACUUCGACACCUGCAGUAACAACCGGACCGGCACGAUGUGUGGAGAGUGUUUGGAUGGCUUUACACUUCAAUUGUAUUCGGCUAGAUGCGUGCCUGUUGAAGACUGCCGACACAAAGACUUCUGGAUAUCUGUGGGUCUUGUGUCCUUUUCUAUCGGCACUCUUUUUGUUCUUUACCUGAUGGGCUAUGGCAUCCCUGCUUGCUGCAAGAAUUUAUCCAAGAAGAAAAGUAAGACACGCUUAGCUGCCCAUGUUCACUUUCACAGCAGCAUUUGGUCUAGUUUUACAAAAGCAUGUGCUGCUGUUCCCAAAGGUGCCCUUCUCUUCUCUGUCUUCUAUUUCUACCAGACGUUGUCACUGUUGUUGGAAGGCGACAGGUUCGAUUUGGUUGACGGAGAUCUGGACAGUUGGAUACGGAGUGUCCUGCAGUUCUUCAACCUGCGCAUCCCGUACUCACCGCCGAUACUGUGUCCGUUUGUCGACAUGACAGCUGCCGACAAGCUGCUGUUAGAGCUGCUCCUCUAUGUGGCUGUCUUAUACGUCAUCUUGCUCCUUCUCGCAGUGGUGUUGUACAUGACUACUCUGUGUUGCUGUAGAAGAAACUCAUUGACGAGAGACGCUCAUGGUGAAAAGAUGCCUUUAAAGUACCGAAUAGCUCGUGCGUCUACGUCCGUGGCAUCUCUGAGUCAGACCAACAUAGCGCUAUCUUGUUUCUAUCUCUUGCACUGUACAAAUCUUGAUAGUCACAAGGUCUUCUACUACAACGGGAACGUGCCGUGUGAUGCCCUGCGGUGGUGGCAGAUCGCUGCCAUCGCUGUGCUCUGUGUGCAAACCGUUCCUUUCAUCGUUGUUAUUUUCCUGCGGCCGUUUUGCCACAGAAGGUACGGCAUUGGCCUGGUUGGUGAGUUGCUGGCGUAUCACUUCCCAGUUGGCUUCAUAGGCUUUGUUUUUGUCAAGGCAGUUUGUGGCAACAGGCAAAAACAACGUCCAGAUCAACAGAGGCAACGGGGUCUGAAGUUUGUCACAAAUUACGUCGACUCAGCAUACGAAACAACCACGGAUGAGGCAGCACACGUCAACCCGAAAUGCGCGUUCCAAGCCGCCGACUUCUUGCUUCGCUUCCUCAUCAUUACCAUGAACGUGUUCACCAAAUGGUCCCCUCUGACUCGCGCCAUGGGCAACUUUCUCCUCACUACUCUGUACUUGCUACUUGUGUUCUUCGUCUCUCCCUAUGGGUAUACAGUUCUCAACGUCUGUGCUAAAGUCUGCUCGGUAGUUCUAAAUUUCGCAGCCGGGUCCCAGAUCAUGUACGCCGGGUUCCACCAGGCAGGGUUCGUGUGGACCCGCCCGGGUUUCCCGUUCUACCCGGUCUCCAUUCUUCUCGGGCACACGACAACAGUCCUACAGAUCGGAGGACCGUUCCUCGCGGUCCUGGUCGUUACAAUUGGCUGGUUAUUUCACUCGGAGACGGACGCAGAGAUAGAGCUGGUGGGACUUGUGAGUGAUGGUGCGGAAAGGAGGGAGUUGGUCAUGAGUAGUUUAGGUUCAGUCAAUGUCACUCCAGCUUACGGUGAGACCACUCCACUAGUAGUGCGGAAACGAUCGGAUAUUCCACGAAAAACAGAAAACUCCGAUUCGUCAUAAGAAAAAAACUCAUAGUAAGGUGAAAGGUGUAUCUAUCUCUUUGUGUACAGUGAAAAUUAUGAUUAUGUUGUAUUGAACAGAUUAUGCUAAGAAAUGUAAGGAUAUGUCAGGAAAAUAUGAGAUAUCAACUUAGAAUUUGUUGUAAAUAGUAAUGAUAAACUACCUCCAAAAUCAUAUCUUAGAACAUAAUGUAUAGGUGAUGUCUUCUAAGUACAAUUAUUUUAAGUAUCAACUAAUUUUGCUCAUCGCAAUGCAAAUGACACGCAAAUAUGUAUUUUACCAUAAUUAGCUUAUAUGUAAAUCGGUAUCUCCUCUUGUAAAAUCACAUAUCUUCAGGAUCCUAUUGUAGCAUUUCGUCAUUAAUUAUACAAAUGCUGUCGAAAUUACAAUAAUUUAUGCCACAUUGUAUUUAUCUUUAUCCAAACUACGUCUGUCACUGGUACGAUUGUAGCAUUAUCUAUUAGUAAGUAAAUGUAUGAUUAUUGCAGUCUCGAUGACGUCGGUUAUGCGACGUCAUGCCUCUAAUUAAGCUUUCGCUGCCCAGUUUUCGCAUCGCCCAAAAUCUGUGAAUGUCAAUUUCUAUAACCUUCAAAACAGCCGGAUUCAUCAUGGAAGCAUCCUAGCGGCCGCCCAAGAGGGAGAUGGGAAGAUCAGGUCUUCAGCACACUCCAGGAGCUGGGGGUCUCCAGAUCCGACUGGACUGUCCACGCCCAGUGUAGAACAACGUGGCGAGAACUGUCCGAACUGUCUGUAGCCGCCACGCAUCAACUAAUGAUGCAAGAUAUUGAUUAAUUGAUUGAUUGAUUGAUUGAUCUCGUUUAGUCGUGAGGGUGAUCUCGAUUUUUUUGUACGGUCCAUAUGGCCAGUUCGUUCACAAAAUUCCACCAGUGCCAGGGCGGGAUUUUGCUUUUUCUUAGUGAUCCAGUGCACCUGCAGUAGUGAUUAACCGUUCUUUUUUAUUUCUGAGUAUAGUCUGUGCCUUGUUUCAGGGCUUUUGAUUUUGUUAGUCA